Agrilus planipennis (emerald ash borer) is the source of this 1295-nucleotide messenger RNA. It is a transcript of the gene Btd, whose product is annotated as transcription factor Sp9-like. Gene Ontology annotation, molecular function: DNA-binding transcription factor activity, RNA polymerase II-specific; RNA polymerase II cis-regulatory region sequence-specific DNA binding. The coding region runs from base 9 to 1181 and encodes 390 amino acids. Lineage: Eukaryota; Metazoa; Arthropoda; Insecta; Coleoptera; Buprestidae. Gene Ontology annotation, biological process: regulation of transcription by RNA polymerase II. The record is from RefSeq and is a predicted model, not a curated record. The transcript has 2 exons.
UGUGAGCUAUGAUGAUGGCAUCUACGUCGACGCCGCUGACGACGACGAUGAUGACGACGACACCGACGUCGCCGACGUCUCAGCUGCAAUUCCAUCAGAGCGUCAAUGCGCAGUCGCAGAUGUCACCUCUCGACAUCCUCGCAGCAAAAUGUGCCAGAAUUUGCCAGCACCAGUCUUGCUCAUCUCAGAUAUCACCGGUAUCAACGACUUCGUGCAGCAGCGACGGUUUCAUCCCUCAAGUUCCUCUGGAAGCGGCCAGAUCUCCUCUGGAAUACUCCCCUCACUACCAAAACCCUUACGGUCACAGUUACGGCAAUCAAUACUGGUUCCAACAUUCACCCCCGCCCGCCGACAUCGCAACCAGCGGUUUGCAACCCCAGCAGACCAGCGUCCAUCAUCAUCAUCACCACCACCACCAGCAGCAAUACCAUCACCACCCCCAAUGGACUCAUCAUCAGAAUUCGUACAUCUCGCCGUUUCCGACGAUGAAGUUUAUAAAAUCCGAAUCACCGGUUCUCAGUUUCCCGAGUAACGGUUACGCAAGUUCUGGUUUGGUCACUUAUGGGAAAGCAAGGAGAUGUAUCAAGUGUCAAUGUCCAAACUGUAUCAACGAAGAGAACGGUUUGAAAAGCCCCCAGGCGAAGAAGGUCCAUGUGUGUCACUACCCAGGCUGUGAUAAGGUUUACGGGAAGACGUCGCACCUCCAGGCGCAUCUCAGGUGGCAUACUGGGGAGAGACCUUUCGUGUGCAAUUGGUUGUUUUGCGGAAAAAGGUUCACCAGAUCCGAUGAACUUCAGCGCCAUUUGAGAACCCACACGGGUGAAAAGAGGUUCGCUUGCCCAACGUGUUCCAAAAGGUUCAUGAGAUCCGACCAUUUGGCAAAGCACGUCAAAACCCACAAAAAUAACAGCAGCAGCAAUAACAACAACAACAACAGCAGCAAUAAAGUCAACAAAACACAAAAUGAGAACGCAAAUAAUGAAAACAUUCAAAGUGUCGAAUUGUCGGGUUUCGGAAAACGGGAGUCUUUGCAAUCCGUCAGAACUGAGGGAAAACCUGUAGCAGUGAAUACCAUUUAUCCAAUCGCAGGAAAUGGUGCGAUGUGUGGUAGUGUCAGUGUGCCAGAUUACGGGGUUUAUAAUGCGUACAACGGUUAUUAUUAUCAGGGGUUAGAACGGUAGUUUAACCAUUAAUCAGUGACAAUGGACAAAAAGAACAUUAAUAUAAAUAAUUGAUAAGUAUUUUUGCAAUAAAUGGUGUAAAUAUUAGAUUCACUAGAAUCCAUUCAAAAUAAU